CUAAGCUCAAUCUUCGUGAUCCUGAACUCGUCAUGAUUGCCAUUUUUUAAGCAUGAAAUGUUGAACUGAUUACCACUUUCUCGACCCGAUCGCUGAUUUUUUUGGAUCCACUCAUCGUCAGUUGCGUCGUAGCUUGCAGAAUUAUUCUUGUGAAAGAUUUAUUUUCAGACAAUUGGCAUGGUUUCUCGUGGGUUUUACUGCCCGAUGCCUUGCAAUACCCUCGACAAUGCUCAUGGUUGCCGUCUCCAUGGAUAAUACCUCACCUCCAUUUCCUUGGAGAAUUCAUCAGUGUGGUUUCUUAGAUGCUGCGGAUACUAGCGAAUGGUGUGAUUUGUGUGGUUGGAAGGUUUGAUGAAGUCGAAGACGGAAUGAAUCAAGCGUUGCAAGGGUUUGGAUUUCGAUGUAUGUUUUGGGUGUAAGAUUGUGUUUUUGAGAUGGGCUUGAAAUUGGGUCUGUCAUCAGUUGUGAGCAGGAUGGGGAGUCUUGAUGGAAGGAAAUCGUGCAAGCUUGUGUUCCGACUUUUGAUUACACUUUUUGUUGGAAUUCUGAUGAAGAAUAGUUUCUCCCUGGCGGCAUCACUCCCUUUCGAAAUUCGGCCCAGCUUCCAGGCUUUGAAGGCGGAAUUCGAGGAUGGCCGGUUUGUGUGCAGAGUGUCGGACUUCGGCGCCACGGGAAAUGGCGAGGUUUAUGAUACCAGCGCCAUACAGUCUAGUAUUGAUUAUUGCGCCAACCAGGGUGGGGGAGUAGUGUACGUUUCUCCGGGGGAGAACCUGACGGGCACACUCUACUUGAAGAGUAACAUCACGUUAUGGGUGGACAAAGGGGCAACAAUUGUGGGCAGCGCACGGCAGGAAGAUUUUCUCGCUCACUGGACAAGAUGGUACACCAUUCUGGCCGAAGAUGCCGAGAAUGUAGAGCUCACAGGCGGUGGCAUCGUAACAGGGCAGGGGUUGAAGUUUGUUGUGGAAUUCAAGGAGGAGAAGAAUAUCAUGGUGAGCUGGAAUGUGACGGGUGAUUGUGUCGGGGACGAGUGCCGGCCGCGCUUAGUGGGCUUUAUUAACUGCAAGAAUGUGCACAUUUGGAAUGUAUUUCUCCGCGAACCAGCAUAUUGGUGCUUGCAUAUUGUGAAAUCAAACAUUAUUUCGAUACACGAUGUGUCCAUGCAUGGCGAUUUCAAUUCCCCGAAUACGGAUGGCAUUGACAUCGACUCUUCUAAUAACACAGUGAUCAAGGAUUGCCAUAUCGACACUGGUGAUGAUGCCAUAUGCUCUAAAUCAGAGCUUGGUCCUCUUUACAAUUUGACAGUGACUAAUUGCUGGAUCCGAACCAAAUCAUGUGCCGUGAAGUUGGGUAGUAUGACCAAUUUCAAUCUUGGUAAUCUACACUUCGAGCAGCUUGUGAUAGUGGAUUCACACAGAGGGCUAGGGAUUCAACUCCGAGACUCAGGCAAUAUCAACAAUGUCACUUAUGCCAACAUCCAGAUGAGCACACGUUACUAUCACCCUUCAUGGUGGGGUCUCGCAGAGCCUAUUUACGUAUCUGCAUGCCCUCGGACGCCAGACACUGUGUUGGGCUCUGUCAACAACGUGCACUAUAUGAAUAUCACGACCACCUCAGAGAAUGGCAUUUUUCUAUCAGGAUUGGAAGAAAGUUUUUUGAAGGGAUUACAUUUCAGGAACGUCAAAAUGACGCUUGCAAGGUCGACAAAUUUUACAGGAGGUUAUCACGACUACCGACCUGGAUGUCAAGGUCUGGUGACUCAUCGAAUGUCAGGUUUGUUUAUGGAGUAUGUUAAGGAUAUCUGGAUGCAGGAGGUAUUUGUGCAGUGGAAGGGGUCUAAUGUGUCAGAUUGGGGAUUGCCAAUCGAUUUCACUCCCUCUACUGUAGGUAAUAUGCACUUGAUGAACUAUGAGAAUACGUAUACUGUUUGAACAUCUACCUCCAGCUCCAUCAGGUUUAGAAACAUAAUGUUGAUUUUCUUAAGUUAGUGUUUACUUCGCCUGCUAUCAAUUGAUUUAUUUGAUAAUUUAUUUACUCAUUAAGAAACAAUUUGUUUAAUUACCAUGCAAUAGAUGUAAGUUUGAGAAGGUAGAAUACAAACUAUUAUUUAAACAGCCA
This is a messenger RNA of Physcomitrium patens, 2118 nucleotides long. RefSeq names its product putative polygalacturonase. Gene Ontology annotation, molecular function: polygalacturonase activity. Gene Ontology annotation, biological process: carbohydrate metabolic process. The record is from RefSeq and is a predicted model, not a curated record. Lineage: Eukaryota; Viridiplantae; Streptophyta; Bryopsida; Funariales; Funariaceae.